AAAUCUACACCAGAAUGCAUUUCAACGACACAUCCACGACAGCACACGGUCCUGAGUUGAACAGCAGCGGUUCUCCUAACGAUGGAACCUGGAUGAACAACAGUGGCACAGACCCUUUAUUUCCCGACCAAUACGGUGAGCCCAUCAACAAAGUGGUCAUAACCAUCGCCUUCAGUUCUGUCUUCGUCCUCUGUGCUAUUGGUAAGUCAAACAUAUCUCUUGGUGCUGUUUUUAUCCACAGCUAUAAGCAGGGACGUCAUUUGGGUAGGGCAAGGCGGGGCAUUUAACCCCCCCCCCCACCUUCCCGAAUUUGCAGGUUUCAUUUAAAUUGCUAUGUACUGGGGCGCCUCCAGGAAUAAACAACUUAAGAAGCCGACCAAGUUUUGGUUGCCAAAAAAAUCCCGAAAUGAUGCCCUUGACUUGAAGGUUCACUUUUCACCAUGGUUCGAGAUAGGAGCAGAUGCCAGACAUGUGACAGAAUACAAGAGUUAGAGAUAGGAGUAAAUGACAGACAUGUGGCAAAAAAUAAGAGUUAGAGAUUGGCGUAAAUGUCAGACAUGUGACAGCAUACAAGAGUUAGAGCUGGAGUAAAUGACAGACAUGUGACAGAAUGCAAGAGUUAGAGAUGGAGUAAAUGUCAGACAUGUGACAGAAUGCAAGAGUUAGAGAUGGAGUAAAUGACAGACAUGUGACAGAAUACAAGAGUUUCAUUUUUUAAAUAACUUAACAAAAGUGUAUUUUUAACCCGGGCGUGCAAAGUGACUAACAAGAAUGCUGAAGUCACCCAUGAGUGUAAAGUGACUAAACAUAUUGCUGAAGUCACCCAUGAGUGUAAAGUGACUAACAAGAAUAAUGAAGUCACCCAUGAUUAUAAAGUGACUAACGAGAAUGCUGAGGUCACCCAUGAGUGUAAAGUGACUAAACAUAUGGCUGAAGUCACCCAUGAGUGCAAAAUGACUAACAAGAAUGCUGAAGUCACUCAUGAGUGUAAAGUGACUAACCAUAUUGCUGAAGUCACCCAUGAGUGUAAAGUGACUAACAAGAAUGCUGAAGUCAUACACGAGUGUAAACUGACUAACAAGAAUGCUGAAGUCACCCAUGAGUGCAAAGUGACUAACAAGAAUGCUGAAGUCACUCAUGAGUGUAAAGUGACUAACCAUAUUGCUGAAGUCACCCAUGAGUGUAAAGUGACUAACAAGAAUGCUGAAGUCAUACACGAGUGUAAAGUGACUAACAAGAAUGCAAAAGUCACCCAUGAGUGUAAAGUGACUAACAAGAGUGCUGAAGUCACCCUUGAGUGUAAAGUGACUAGCACGAGUGCUGAAGUCACCCUUGAAUGUAAAGUGACUAACAAGAGUGCUGAAGUCACCCUUGAGUGUAAAGUGACUAACAAGAAUGAUGAAGUCACCCAUGAGUGUAAAUUGACUAACAAGAAUGCUGAGUCACCCAUGAGUGUAAAGUGACUAACAAGAAUGCUGAAGUCAUACACGAGUGUAAAAUGACUAACAAGAAUGCUGAAGUCACCAAUGAGUGUAAAGUGACUAACAAGAGUGCUGAAGUCACCCUUGAGUGUAAAGUGACUAGCACGAGUGCUGAAGUCACCCUUGAAUGUAAAGUGACUAACAAGAGUGCUGAAGUCACCCUUGAGUGUAAAGUGACUAACAAGAAUGAUGAAGUCACCCAUGAGUGUAAAUUGAGUAACAAGAAUGCUGAAGUCACCCAUGAAUGUAAAAUGACUGACAAGAAUGCUGAGUCACCCAUGAGUGUAAAUUGAGUAACAAGAAUGCUGAAGUCACCCAUGAGUGUAAAGUGACUAACAAGAGUGUUGAAAUCACCCAUAAGUGUAAAUUGACUGACAAGAGUGCUGAAGUCACCCUUGAGUGUAAAGUGACUAACAAGAGUGCUGAUGUCACCUUUGAGUGUAAAGUGACUAACAAGAGUGCUGAAGUCACCCUUGAGUGUAAAGUGACUAGCACGAGUGCUGAAGUCACACUUGAAUGUAAAGUGACUAACAAGAGUGCUGAAGUCACCCUUGAGUGUAAAGUGACUAACAAGAAUGAUGAAGUCACCCAUGAGUGUAAAUUGAGUAACAAGAAUGCUGAAGUCACCCAUGAGUGUAAAGUGACUGACAAGAAUGCGAAGUCACCCAUGAGUGUAAAUUGAGUAACAAGAAUGCUGAAGUCACCCAUGAGUGUAAAGUGACUGACAAGAAUGCUGAGUCACCCAUGAGUGUAAAUUGAGUAACAAGAAUGCUGAAGUCACCCAUGAGUGUAAAGUGACUAAGAAGAGUGUUGAAAUCACCCAUGAGUGUAAAUUGACUGACAAGAGUGCUGAAGUCACCCUUGAGUGUAAAGUGACUAACAAGAGUGCUGAAGUCACCCUUGAGUGUAAAGUGACUAGCACGAGUGCUGAAGUCACCCUUGAAUGUAAAGUGACUAACAAGAGUGCUGAAGUCACCCUUGAGUGUAAAGUGACUAACAAGAAUGAUGAAGUCACCAAUGAGUGUAAAGUGACUAACAAGAGUGCUGAAGUCACCCUUGAGUGUAAAGUGACUAGCACGAGUGCUGAAGUCACCCUUGAAUGUAAAGUGACUAACAAGAAUGCUGAAGUCAUACACGAGUGUAAAGUGACUAACAAGAAUGCUGAAGUCACCCAUGAGUGUAAAGUGACUAACAAGAAUGAUGAAGUCACCCAUGAGUGUAAAUUGAGUAACAAGAAUGCUGAAGUCACCCAUGAGUGUAAAGUGACUGACAAGAAUGCUGAGUCACCCAUGAGUGUAAAUUGAGUAACAAGAAUGCUGAAGUCACCCAUGAGUGUAAAGUGACUAACAAGAAUGCUGAGUCACCCAUGAGUGUAAAGUGACUAACAAGAGUGUUGAAAUCACCCAUGAGUAUAAAUUGACUGACAAGAGUGCUGAAGUCACCCUUGAGUGUAAAGUGACUAACAAGAGUGCUGAUGUCACCUUUGAGUGUAAAGUGACUAACAAGAGUGCUGAAGUCACCCUUGAGUGUAAAGUGACUAGCACGAGUGCUGAAGUCACACUUGAAUGUAAAGUGACUAACAAGAGUGCUGAAGUCACCCUUGAGUGCAAAGUGACUAACAAGAAUGAUGAAGUCACCCAUGAGUGUAAAUUGAGUAACAAGAAUGCUGAGUCACCCAUGAGUGUAAAGUGACUGACAAGAAUGCUGAGUCACCCAUGAGUGUAAAUUGAGUAACAAGAAUGCUGAAGUCACCCAUGAGUGUAAAGUGACUAAGAAGAGUUUUGAAAUCACCCAUGAGUGUAAAUUGACUGACAAGAGUGCUGAAGUCACCCUUGAGUGUAAAGUGACUAACAAGAGUGCUGAUGUCACCUUUGAGUGUAAAGUGACUAACAAGAAUGCUGAAGUCACCCAUGAGUGUAACCUGAACAAACUUAACAGCUUUGUUUAAGAAUAUUUAUACUUGAAUUUAUAAAUUGACGGACACUGACGGACACUAAGGGGUACUCUCGACUACUAGUGGACGCUCCCGAGCACUCACGGACCUUCACGGGCACUCAGGGACAUUCACGGGCACUCUCGGACACUCAGGGACAUUCAAGGACACUCAUGUACAUUCACGGGCACUCGGGGACAUUCACGGGCACUCAGGGAGAUUCACGCGCACUCAGGGACAUUUACGGACACUCACGGGCAUUCACGCACACUCACGGACAUUCAUGGACACUCACGGGCAAUCACGGGCACUUACGGACAUGCACGGACACUCAUGGACUUUUUCGGACACUCACAGGCAACCACGGGCACUUACGGGAAAUAACGGGCAAUCUUAGUCCCACAAAGACAAGGGUUGCCCCAAGCACCAGUCGGAAGGACUGGCUUAAUAUUUAGAAAACCAUGCCAAUCUUAUUUACCUGCAGCCCAUUCAGUGAAUGCCGCACCAAAUAGAACCUGUCAAAAUAGAACCUGUCAAAAUAGAACUUGUCAAAAUAGAAAUUGUCAAAAUAGCACUUGUCAAAAUAGAACCUGUCAAAAAAGAACUUGUCAAAAUAGAACUUGUCAAAAUAGAAAUUGUCAAAAUAGAAAAUGUCAAAAUAGCACUUGUCGAAAUAGAACUUGUCAAAAUAGAAAUUUUCAAAAUAGAACCUGUCAAAAUAGCACUUGUCAAAAUAUAACUGCUUCACCAAUUCCCUAUCUCCAGGCAAUAGCAUUGUUCUCUUUGUACUCACACGAAGCACCAGGUCGCGUUCACGAACGAAUCUCUUCCUUGCCAACUUAGCAGCGGCAGAUUUGUUUGUCGGUUUGUUCUGUAUCUUGCCGACGCUAUUUCGAUUGAACUCAUCAGAUUGGACACAUGGAAGAGUAAGUUUUUUUUUUAAAUCCUUUAGGUCAGCGGUUCUCAACCUGUGGGUCGCGACCCCUUUGGGGGUCGCACGACCCUUUCCCAGGGGUCGCCUAAGACCAUCGGAAAACACAUGUAUUCUACAGUUAUGAAGUAGCAACGAAAAUAAUUGUGGUCGGGGGUCACCACAACACGAGGAACUGUAUUAAAGGGUCGCGGCAUUAGAAAGGUUGAGAACCACUGCUUUAGGUUAACUUCGCUUUUGCUCGUGUGGGUCUUUCUGGGUGGGUUUUUUUGCAAAAUCUUUGGACGGCUAAUUGAACUUCUUACCGUCCAUCUAUCGAGAUGAAAUUUGGCUGAUGCAACACAUUCUAUCAAAUUUUCAGCCCACCCACCACCCAACCACCCCCCCUCCACCCCACCUUUAAAAAUCUGAUUUUAAAGGUGGAGGAUGAAGGCAAUAUUGUGCCACUGAUGUCGCUAUAAAGAAAAUCCCGAUAAAUGAGCUAAAUGAGCUAAAUGGGAUUUGUAAAAAAUAUCUUAAGUGCCUUUAGUGCGUAAUAUUUUCUUUUGUUUUUCUGAAAUAACCGGUGAAAUAAUUAAUUAUUUUUUAAAAUUUGUAUCAUCAAAUCUAUUUUGUAAAAGUAUUUACAAUAAUUGACACGAAUAAACAGUAUAAAUCUUGCCGUUAGUAACACAGCUUUAUGUAUUUCUCCUCUCUUUUACUUAGGGAUAAAUUGUAGACUCUUAUUCUAUUAUGACUAGUUUUUUUGUUUUUUUUUGCAAUCUUCGACUGAAUAUAUCUUUAAAAAAUCCUAAAUAUCCUGGAGUCUCAUCCAUAAAGAAUAUUUCCCCACCUUGUCCCUUCCAAUCAACCGGUGCUGUUAGGUUAUCUGCAAGAUGAACAAGUUUGUAGAGAGUGUGAACGUGACAGCAUCCAUGUUGCUCCUGGAGGUGAUUGCAGUUGAGAGAUACAUUGUCAUCAAACACCCGCUUAAGGCCCGGAGCUUAUUUACACUGUACAGGAUGUAUUUUGCCCAGGUGAGUGUUUUCACUGAUAAUUUCAUAGCUUUUAAGUCAAAAAACAUUUUUCCCGUAUGAUUUAAGUCACGAAACUCUACCUCCAGUAAACCACACAGUGGCGUGACAAGAGGUAUCUAACAGGAAAGAGGUAUCUAACAGGGAAGAGGUAGCUAUCAAGGAAGGGGAUUCUAACAGGGAAGUGGUAUCUAGCAGGGAAGAGAUAUCUAACAGGGAAGAGGUAGCUAACAAGAAUGGGGAUUCUAACAGGGAAGAGGUAUCUAACAGGGAAGAGGUAUCUAACAGGGAAGAGGUAUCUAACAGGGAAGAGGUUUCUAACAGGGAAGAGGUAUCUAAUAGGGAAGAGGUAUCUAACAGGGAAGAGGUAGCUAACAAGGAAGGGGAUUCUAACAGGGAAGAGGUAGCUAACAAGGAAGGGGAUUCUAACAGGGAAGAGGUAUCUAACAGGGAAGAAGUAUCUAUCAGGAGAGUCAAUGUCCCCAUCAACGGGUAUUUAGCGAAGCAUCUAGAUCUUCAGUUAAGAAGAUAUAUUUGCUGCAAAUGUGUGACCUUUGCAUGUGACGUAUUACACAACAUUCGGCUCUAAUCAUGGUACAUGUGUCAAUGUAUAGCUUCAGUCUAAUUAGAAGUCACUAGUGUUGUGAACUAGUUUGUUGUGAAUGUUUGGUAGGGGGAGUUGUGGAUCGUGAGAGUGUUUUAUGAGUUGUUGAUCGUGAGGUCAGAGCGUGAAGUUAGUCCGUGGUGUGGAACGUUUUCCUAGGCUGAGUUGUUUGGGGGGUAUUAUAAAAGGGAUGUGUGUUAGCUAGAGGUCAGAGAAGAAAGGUAGAAGAGUAUGAGAAGAAUUGUUAGUCGUCAAAACUUGUCAGUCAAGAGUUAGUUGAGGUAGUUGUGCUAGCAGAGAGAGACACGAGGGGGUCAAGAGUUGAGCUGAUGUGUCAGAGUCCAGCCGAGAGAGUAGUUUUGAGAGUUAGUAUUAUCGCCAUUGAUCGUUGUCACUGUGAAUUGCUAUUGGAUCCUGUAAAUAAAGAACUGUUGUAUUUCCAUGCUGGGGUUGUGAUCUAUAUAUUGUUAUAGAGAGCUUGUUUACAUCAUAUUUCUCGUGCGUGCCCUCUGAUUGACCCCACAUGAGACGCUGUGUUCACAAAGGGGUGUGGCUUAGGUCUUUGAUGUAUUCUUGUUUACGCCGCCAACGAAUAAAAAUAAUUAAUAUGUUCCAAAUAGUAUUUUGUAGAAUGAUUUUGAUUUUUCUAGAAAUUUCUCGAAGGCAGGGCUUGGGCGUCGGUAGACCCACCUAUAUAAGGGAUUGACAGGCACGGACGAGGGACGGAGAUUUCAGAUAAAUUUUCUUAACAUUACGAGGCGUGUUUUAUUCUUUGUGUAUUUGUGUGCUCCUACUUAUAUGUGUUUAUUUCGCAUUAUUUAUUGGCAUCAUUAUUUCUAAUUGUAUUAACUGUGUACCGGUACGAGAUCUACCAUACUGUAAGUUGAAGAUUGUAAUUUUAUUUUAUUUUAUUUUGAAAAUUAUCUUAAGACAUAAUAAAUCUUAAUUAAUUGUAACUAGAAACUGUUUUGGGUCGUAUCUUUAAUAAUGUUGAUUCUAGGGUAUCGUCCUUUGUUAGGCACUGAUUACAACGAGCCAAUUAAAAAUAAAAAUAGGAGAUUAAUUUCUCCCAAUACAAGUCAGUGCGUAACAAUAUAUAGAUGUGAAGAAAGUGUUGUAAACCCCUAGACAACGUGGAGUCUGCUGACUGUGCAGUAAACGAAACUACUGCGGGAUGUGUUGAAGUGUGAGGACGAAGAUCCUAACAUGUCAAGUAUUGAGAAGGUCUUAACUGGAGACAACGUAAGGAGUCCGCGACAUUUGAUGAAGGUCUCAAGUUAUUAAAUAAAGGUCGUAACAACUAGGAUGGAUGUGGGGUGACACCCUCACCGGGGGGGGGGGUGGAGGGGCGAUACCCAAUUGAAAAUGCAAACUUCACUGAGUUCACUCCAAUCUGUUUCUUAACUGAACUCAGUUCAAUACAACAACAGAAUGCCGCCAGAACAGGAUGCCAUGAUAGAAGGGUGACAUCAGAACAGAGUCUCACAAGAGCAAGAUGCCACCAGAACAGGGUGUAACCAUGACAUAACAGGGUGCAAAAAGAGGGUGCCACAUGAAACUGGUUCCACCAGAACAGGAUGCCAUCAUAGAAGAGUGACAUCAGAACAUAGUCUCACAAGAGCAAGGUGCCACCAGAGCUGGCUACCGCUAGAGCAGGGUGCCACCAGAUGACAGAGCAGGGUGUAAAAAAUGGUGCCAUCAGAAACUGGUUCCACCAGAACAGGAUGCUGCCAGAGCCUGGUGUCAACAGAUCAGGGUGUCACCCAAUCAGGAUCCAACAGAGCACUAGAACAGGAUCCCAACAGAUCAGGGUGCCACUAGAACAGAAUGCUAACAGAUCAAUGUGCCACUAGAAUAGGGUGCUAACAGAUUAGGGUGCCACUAGAACAGGAUGCUAACAGAUUAGGGUGCCACUAGAAUAGAGUACCAACAGAUCAGGGUGUCGCCCAAUCAGGAUCCACCAGGGCACUAGAUCAAGGUGCUACUAGAACAGGGUGCCAAGAGAUCAGGGUGUUACUAGAAUAGGGUACCAACAGAGCUCUAGAUCAGGGUGUCAUUAGAACAGGGUGCCAACAGAUCCGGGUGUCACUAGUAUAGGGUGCCAGUAGAUUAGGGUGCCACUAGAAUAGGGUGCCAGUAGAUUAGGGUGCCACUAGAAUAGGGUGCCAACAGAGCACUAUAUCAGGGUUACAGUAGAACAAAGGUGCUAACAGAUCCGGGUGUCACUAGAAUAGGGUGCCACCAGAUCAGGGUGCUAAUAGAAUAGGGUGCCACUAGAAUAGGGUGCUAACAGAGCAUAUAUCAGGGUGCCACUAGAACAAGGGUGCCAACAGAUCAGGGUGCCACCCAAUCAGGAUCCAUCAGAGCACUAGAGCAGGGUGCCACCAAAACAGUUUGUAACCAGAAAGGGCAAGGUGCCAUCAGAGUAGCUUGCACACAGAUCAGGGUGCCAAAUGAGCAAGAUUCUACAAGGGUGCCACCAGAGCAGGGGGGCACAAGGGGUGUUUGGGAGGUAAGUCUAGAGGGGGUGAAUAAAAUGUUAGGGGAGCAUGCAUGUGACGCCGGGCUCACUUUGCAAGAAGAAAAUAAUGGGGCAAUAUGUGAGUGUAUUGAUUGUUUGCAUUGUGAACUCCAUAUCAGACCAACGGCUAUCAGAAAGUAGCAAUAACGUUUGAAGCAGUUUGAGAUAAGGCUCUACUGUUAGCGACUGAAGAAGAGUUGUUGGUGUCCAUUCCCAGACUGACCACUUUCUAUGAAUUAGCUGAGAGUGAACUUUUAAUUGAAAUACCAAGGCUGCGAAGGUAGGCCUACGUAUAUUCAGCAGAUAUUAAUCUCGACGAUGCCAAAGAUUGGUCAGUGUUUGAAAUGCAUAGCUGAAUUGGACUUCGUGGAAUAUUUCCUAAUCCUCUCGUGAAGCCUACCGAUUAUUUGAUUUCUCACUUUCCAUGUGAUUAUUUGAUUUCUCACUUUCCAUGUGAUUAUUUGAUUUCUCACUUUCUAUGUGAUUAUUUGAUUUCUCACUUUCCAUGUGAUUAUUUGAUUUCUCACUUUCCAUGUGAUUAUUUGAUUUCUCACUUUCCAUGUGAUUAUUUGAUUUCUCACUUUCCAUGUGAUUAUUUGAUUUCUCACUUUCCAUGUGAUUAUUUGAUUUCUCACUUUCCAUGUGAUUAUUUGAUUUCUCACUUUCUAUGUGAUUAUUUGAUUUCUCACUUUCCAUGUGAUUAUUUGAUUUCUCACUUUCCAUGUGAUUAUUUGAUUUCUCACUUUCCAUGUGAUUAUUUGAUUUCUCACUUUCCAUGUGAUUAUUUGAUUUCUCACUUUCCAUGUGAUUAUUUGAUUUCUCACUUUCCAUGUGAUUAUUUGAUUUCUCACUUUCUAUGUGAUUAUUUGAUUUCUCACUUUCCAUGUGAUUAUUUGAUUUCUCACUUUCCAUGUGAUUAUUUGAUUUCUCACUUUCUAUGUGAUUAUUUGAUUUCUCACUUUCCAUGUGAUUAUUUGAUUUCUCACUUUCCAUGUGAUUAUUUGAUUUCUCACUUUCUAUGUGAUUAUUUGAUUUCUCACUUUCUAUGUGAUUAUUUGAUUUCUCACUUUCUAUGUGAUUAUUUGAUUUCUCACUUUCUAUGUGAUUAUUUGAUUUCUCACUUUCUAUGUGAUUAUUUGAUUUCUCACUUUCUAUGUGAUUAUUUGAUUUCUCACUUUCUAUGUGAUUAUUUGAUUUCUCACUUUCUAUGUGAUUAUUUGAUUUCUCACUUUCUAUGUGAUUAUUUGAUUUCUCACUUUCUAUGUGAUUAUUUGAUUUCUCACUUUCUAUGUGAUUAUUUGAUUUCUCACUUUCUAUGUGAUUAUUUGAUUUCUCACUUUCCAUGUGAUUAUUUGAUUUCUCACUUUCUAUGUGAUUAUUUGAUUUCUCACUUUCUAUGUGAUUAUUUGAUUUCUCACUUUCUAUGUGAUUAUUUGACGUCAUGUGAGAGGAUUCUUUCAAAUCUGAAUAUUUUAAAGAACUGUUUACGUCACACCAUGAAACAGUGCAGGUUUUCUGGACUUGUGAUUUGUUCAAUUGAAUCUGACAAGGUGAAGAAAGUUCAUUUUGCUUGUAUCUUUGGAGAAGGGAAGGGAAAUUUUUUAACUGCAAAAUUCAAGGUUUCAAUAAAAAGUAACUAUGUUGCAUUUUUAAAAUGCUGUUACCUCCCUUCUAUGUCUUCUUCUUCUUAUGUCUUUUGUUGCUUUAGAACCUAAUUGACUAUUACAACUUUGAGCAUUUCUCUUUGAUUUGAUUAAGAAUUUCGGGGGAUGGGGGUGGUCUUGAAUUCAAUUAAUUAAAACAUUAAUAAUUCAAAAUAAAUUAGUCAAUGUUGACUAAGCCUGCACCGUAUACAGCCCGCGGGUCGCAUGCGGCCCGCCAGCACCCACUUUGCGGCCCGCAAAUUAACGAUAUUCUUUAUUAUAAUUAUUUUCUAAAUAGCUUUACCCCCCCCCCCUUUUUCCUAUUAUCUUUCGGCCCACACACGAUUUUCUUAAAGUAUUACGAGUAUUACGGCCCUCCUUACAUUUUAAGUUGUGCAAACGUGACCUACACAAUCGAUGACACAGCAUCCAAUGAAUCCUAUGACAUUUUUUACCUUGGAAUGUUUUCACAUUAUUUGUCUAUGCUAUUCGUUUCAGUUUUUCGUCUGGCUUGUGUCCUGCGCCUACAAUGCGCCUUACCUCCUAAUGUGGGACACGAUCCACACGGUCGAGCUGCAUGGCAACCAGCUGGUGUCGGAGACCAACUGCUUGUUCCAGAAUGAGUACCGGGAAUCUGUUAAAAUCUACUAUAUCUGCUCGUUCGUCGUUUGGUACGCCCUGCCCUUGCUGGUGAUGUCUUUGUUGUACGGGAAAAUUGCGCGCACGCUGUGGAAGACGAGCGCACAAAAUGACAUGUUAGCCUUGAGGAAGAGGAUUAGCUCGGCGGCGUCGGAGGAGGGCGGUGAGACGACCGGAAGCACUUUGGCCUCCAGUCAAACGUCAGACCCCACCGCACAGAGCCCCCCUCCUGUGAACUCCGCCUGCUGCAACGGGAAAGGCGAAGGAGGGGAUGACUGCCCGAAGGGUGGCGGUGACGUUGCUGGGACUAGAAACACGAGUGCACAGGCCGCGGCAACACAUUCCGGCAGGCAGGCCUACACGUGGACGGGGGGUGGCACACACGCCAAGAACGGGUUCGUUAAGGCAAACGGCAGCUCUUGCGGCUCUGGAAAUGGGAAAGCUGCAUUUCUCAAGGACCGGCAUCACAUCACGCGAUCGACCAGUGAUUCCGACAGCGACGAUAACUCAAGCGAUAAUCCAGUCUUUGACAGUAGGCGUGACGACGGCGCCAGUCAUCGCAGCGUUGUCAGGAAGUUCACAAGACAAAAUGGACGAUCAACUGUCUCAGUGCCCGCGUCGUCCCGCGGUCCCGAGGAUAGAGAAGCUCAGACUUCCGGUGCAAAUCAUUGCCGCUAUCGCGUGACAUCACAGCGCGCGACCUCCCGACGGCGGGUCAUUCGUCUUCUUUUGGCCGUCUUGAUUACUUUCGCGUUGCUGGUGCUGCCCAAUCAUCUGAGACUCAUCAUAAUGAGCAUGACGUCACUGCCGGGCUAUUUCGCAGGGCAGGCGUUUAUUGCCCCCAUCUGCCAGACCCUCCUGUACCUCAACUCGGCCAUGAAUCCCAUCCUAUACUGUCUUCUGUCUCAGAGCUUCAGGCAGAGCAUCAGGGAGGCUGUGUCUUGUUGUUUUUCGUGGAGAAGAAAGCGCGAGCAGAUGGCUGUGGGUAGGCGCGUGAAGACUUGAAGAAUCUGUGGACGUGAUACUUGACAUCAGGGUAGAAUAAGGCUUGACAACUAGGGUAGAAUAAGGCUGGACAGCUAGGGUAGAAUAAGGCUGGACAACUAGGGUAGAAUAAGGCUGGGCAACUAGGGUAGAAUAAGGCUGGACAACUAGGGUAGAAUAAGGCUGGAAAACUAGGGUAUAAUAAGGCUGGACAGCUAGGGUAGAAUAAGGCUGGACAUCUAGGGUAUAAUAAGGCUGGACAGCUAGGGUAGAAUAA
This is a messenger RNA of Lymnaea stagnalis (great pond snail), 12026 nucleotides long. The record is from the annotation of a GenBank genome assembly. NCBI's taxonomy places the organism in Eukaryota, Metazoa, Mollusca, Gastropoda, Lymnaeidae.